This is a messenger RNA of Xenia sp. Carnegie-2017, 1508 nucleotides long. RefSeq names its product lysine-specific demethylase 8-like. The coding region runs from base 1 to 1272 and encodes 423 amino acids. Gene Ontology annotation, molecular function: histone H3K36 demethylase activity. Gene Ontology annotation, cellular component: nucleus. The record is from RefSeq and is a predicted model, not a curated record. NCBI's taxonomy places the organism in Eukaryota, Metazoa, Cnidaria, Anthozoa, Malacalcyonacea, Xeniidae. The transcript is spliced from 2 exons.
AUGGAGUUUCAGGAGAACUUCUCAAAAGCCUUACAACUUGAAUUUCCCACUGUACAUUUUGAAACAACGGAAUUUAUUGAAGAUAUUUCAUGUUUUAAGUCAAAAUGUGGAGAUAUGUUGAUUUAUCUUCUCGAUGAGUCGUGUCAAAGAAUUCAACAACAUGGCUACAGCUUAGAUGAAAUGUCUUCAGUUCAGGCGGUUAUUGAUUUGACUUGGGAGAAAAUCAAUACAGGAUAUUGGAAGGAUGUUGACAUCUCAUGGAGAAAAUUAUAUAGUUAUGCAAGUAUAGUGAAGGUGAUGGUCCUUGUUCAAAAUAAUCAAUUGUUGGAAGCUACUAAAUCAUGUGACCUAGGCUUACUUCUAGGAAGUCCUGUCCUUGAUAAUAUUUUAACAAAAAUUGUUUCUGAAAUUCAACAACGUCAAAACUGUUCUGAAAUCACUAAAGAUAAAAUUGUUUUGCAGACAGCAAACGAGCAAUCUUCACUAAAAAAUACAAAUAAUGACAUUCAAAAUAUCUUUGAUAUUCCUUUGAUAAAACGAGCAAAGGUCACUGACUGUUGUAUAGAGCGUAUAACAUGCCCUUCACUCAAUCUCUUUCAAAAGAAAUUCAUGAAUGAAGAGAGAACAGUUAUAAUCCAAGAUGCUAUAAACCACUGGCCUGCUUUUACCGCACAUAGAUGGAACCUUACUUAUCUUCAAAAUAUUGCUGGACAUCGAACUGUACCUGUUGAAAUUGGUUCUCGUUACACAGAUGAAUCAUGGACACAAAAACUAAUGAGCAUUAAUGAGUUCAUCAGUGGUUUUAUGUUGAAAGAUAAUGGUGAACAAAAUGUUGCAUAUUUAGCUCAACAUCAGCUGUUUGAUCAAAUUCCAGAACUUGCUAAGGACAUUACAACACCAGAUUAUUGUUGCCUUGGUGACAGUAAUGGUCAAGAUGUAAUAAUAAAUGCAUGGUUUGGACCCAAAGGAACAGUAUCACCUUUACAUCAUGAUCCAUACAAUAAUUUGUUAGCACAAGUUGUUGGAGAGAAAUAUAUACGUCUUUAUUCAAGUACUGAGAGCGAUAAACUUUAUCCUCAUGAAUCCUUUCUACUUUCAAACACAAGCCAAGUUGACAUUGAGGAUCCUGAUGUCUCAACAUUUCCUCUGUUUGAGACAGCUGACUACAAAGAAUGCAUACUCAAGGAAGGUGAAAUGCUUUAUAUACCCAAGAAACAUUGGCAUUUUGUCAAAUCACUAUCUGUAAGUUUUUCUGUAAGUUUUUGGUGGUAAUUCUUCUUGAUGUUUUUUUAUAAAUUUCUCUCUCUCUCUUAUCAUUAAAACCAUUUAUAAAUAAAAUACAACACAUAUAUUUUAUCAUUUUCUUUUCUUUAUUAUCAAUGUUGGCAGUGAAAACAUUUUGUCAUAGUCCAUUUGACGUAUAAAAGUUAUUUCAUGCUUUGCUCUUGAUUACUAUCACAUGUAAGCUUCCCAAUAUGUACCAAAAAGGAAAUAAUAAAAAAGAGUCA